This is a messenger RNA of Pseudomyrmex gracilis, 1662 nucleotides long. Its product is annotated as venom serine protease 34-like. Gene Ontology annotation, molecular function: serine-type endopeptidase activity. Bases 76 to 1293 code for a protein of 405 amino acids. Lineage: Eukaryota; Metazoa; Arthropoda; Insecta; Hymenoptera; Formicidae. The transcript is spliced from 8 exons. The record is from RefSeq and is a predicted model, not a curated record. Gene Ontology annotation, biological process: proteolysis.
GAGAAACACUUUUGUACGGUUGUUUGUGAAAGUUGUGAGUACAGAACUUGUCUGCUGACGGAAAAUUAUCCAACAAUGAAGUUUUGUAAGAAGUUUCACGGAAUAAAGAUCAAGGUAGUUUUAUUCGGCUUACCGAUCUUUUUUGCGGUGUUAAGUGGAGUUAAAUCUGAUGAUAAUGGUAAUUGCUUCUACUUUCAAAAUCUGGAAUCUGGACAAACGUAUUAUAUAUACAAUCCCAGCUAUCCUGUUAAUUAUUCACAGGGUGAAAAUCACUGUACAUGGCAAGUAACAAGUUUAGAUGUUAUUACAGUAAAUUGCACGCUUAAUAUGCCACAGAGUUAUAAUUGCAAUGCUGAUAGUCUUUCCAUCCAAUUUGCUGAAUCACGAGAGCAAAAAUAUUGUGGUUUUGGCACAUUUGAGGUCAAAGGAAAAAUAGGCGCGACUAUAACAUUCAAUUCACCAAAUACUUCAUCAGGAGGUAACUUUUUGUGCGAAAUUAAAUCUGAGAAAUCGUUCGAUGAAUACAAUUGUCCAUGUGGCUGGAAAAAACCAACGAAGAUAGUGGGCGGUAACGAAACUGGCGUAAAUGAAUAUACCAUGAUGGCUGGAUUGGUCGACAGAACUAGAAAAGACAUAUACUGUGGUGCUACUAUAAUAGAUAAACAUCACGUACUGACGGCUGCUCAUUGCGUGGAUAACAAAAAUAUUGGUGAUCUCGGUGUUGUUAUCGGUGAACACGAUGUAACUACAAAUAAAGAAACCAACGCGACCAAAGUGUAUCCCCUGAGCAACUACGUGAAACAUCCAUUCUACAAUGGAUUUUCUAAUGAUAUAGCUAUUUGUGAAAUUAUCGGUAUUAUAGAAUACAGCGCCGAAGUUGGUCCGGCCUGCCUACCGUUCCAACAUCAAUGCGAUUCCUUCGGUGGUAAUAUUGUUACAAUGUUAGGCUGGGGUUUAGAAGGAUUUGCCGACUCCAAAGCGACAACGUUACAAGAAGUAAACACAAACGUAAUAAGUCUGCAUGAAUGCUAUUCGUAUUAUAAGAAUAAACCUGACAUGACUGUGACGGAAAAAAACAUAUGUACUUACAAACCAGGAAAGGAUGCUUGUCAGAUGGACAGCGGCGGACCUAUCCUCUGGCAAAAUCCCACUACACGGAAUCUCGUACUAAUAGGUAUUAUCAGUGGUGGUAUCGGCUGUGGCGGAGAUAGUCCUUCUAUCAAUACACGUGUGGGAGCUUACGUUGAUUGGAUACAGAGAGUAACCGGUGCGGAAUAUUGCAAAGUCGAAUAAGCCUUACAAGGUUGAAGAGAAGAAUAUAUUGUUGUGUAAGAUAUACGUACACACAUAUAUAAGUUUGUAAAUAUCAACACUAUGAAAGUUUAAUUCUGUAUAUUGAAAUAUUAUUUGAUUAAACAUGCUUUGAAGAAAAAAAUUGGAACCGGUAAAGUUUUGAUUAACUUGUCACCUUUCGCGCUACUUGCAAUUUGCUUUCUGCUCUUUCCGCGCGCGCUUCUCGAAAUUUUCCUACUCAGUAGAAAAUCUACGACGAAGAGCAUAUUUUAUGAGAAGCCUUUGCUUUCUUUGGGGAAGACGUAUGAAUAAAAUUCAAUUUAAAUUCACUGGCGUCGUGCGCUGCAAUUAAAAAUCGAACGCCGUUUU